Molecule: messenger RNA, 4590 nt
Organism: Heterobasidion irregulare TC 32-1
Lineage: Eukaryota; Fungi; Basidiomycota; Agaricomycetes; Russulales; Bondarzewiaceae
Exons: 20
Coding region: 1-4590 (1529 amino acids)
Molecular function (GO): nucleic acid binding; ATP binding
Source: RefSeq, a predicted model, not a curated record
AUGAAUGGUCGAGGGACUGACAGCUCCGCCGACGUAGAGGUGCUCGCCGAAGAGGGAGAAAAUGACACGGUUCUAGAUGUGUAUCGCAGUACACCAACUGCUUUGGUUCCUGGAUCGGAUACUUUGAUAUCUAGAAUUCUCUCACUACCAAAUGCCGACACAUUGUUGAGUUCUUUAGGCGCGGUGCUGUCCUCCUCGCGUCCGGAUAAUGCCAUUCAAGAGGAGCUGUUAGAUCUCAUUGGUUUUGAUCACCUUGAUCUCAUCACAGAUGUUUUGCAAGAGCGAUCUGCUGUGGCUCGAGAGGUAGAAGUCAAACUCAUACGCAUCCAGACGUCAGCCUUUCCCCAGAGGCUGCGAAAAGACGAAUGGAAAAUGAUUUCAGAGCUAGACAAUCGCGCCCUCUUUUCAAAGCAGAAGCUGCACCAACCAGCACCAGAGAUUCUGCCCCAUGUCUACAGUUCUUCAGCGAUGGUUCAGGGAAAUAUUCUAUCACAUCUUGGCAGCAAAUACACUUUGCCUAUGGGGACAACGCGAACCGAAAAUGAGAAUUACGCUGAGGUUGUGAUACCACCGGCGAAGGCCAUCCCUCGUGCUGAAACAGAGCGGCUAGUAUUUGUAACUGAACUUGAUGCCUUGGCCCAAGGAUCUUUUCCCGUAUGGUUUCUGCGGACGUCUAAUGUCAGAAAUUAUGUACUGAUGGAUGCCCAGGGUUAUAAAUCUUUGAAUAGGAUACAGUCGAUUGUCUAUCCAACAGCAUAUGGCUCCAACGAAAAUAUGCUGGUUUGUGCUCCCACUGGUGCUGGCAAAACUGAUGUUGCGAUGUUGACAAUCCUGCGUGUUCUCAAUCAACAUCGGGACUUGUCAUCCGCCGCUCCUCUAGCAUCAACGAUCCGCAGAGAUGAUUUAAAAAUCAUCUACGUACGUAGGGCUCCCAUGAAAGCAUUGGCGGCCGAAAUUGUCAGAAAGUUCAGGAAAAGACUGCAGUGGCUGUCAAUCCGGGUUCAAGAAUUGACGGGAGACAUGCAAAUGACCAAGGCCGAAAUUGCGGAAACUCAGAUCAUCGUCACGACCCCGGAAAAGUGGGAUGUUGUGACCAGAAAGCCGACUGGUGAAGGAGAAAUUGCCUCAAACGAGGAGCAGUCAUUGAAACUAUUGUUGCCCGGACAUUACGACAGCGUUUCACGACAAAAAGGGCUUUUCUAUUUCGAUUCGUCCUUCAGGCCGGUUCCUUUGGAGCAGCACUUCAUAGGCAUCAGAGGGAAACCCAACAGUCCAGAAUCGAAGAAAAACCUUGAUCGCGUGACCUAUCAGAAGGUGAUAGAACUUGUUCAGCAAGGUCAUCAAGUCAUGGUGUUUGUACAUGCUCGUAAAGAGACAGUGAAGGCGGCUCAGGCUCUUCGGGAAGCAGCUCUAGCUGAAGGGACGUUGGAUGAGUUUAGCUGUCAAGACCAUCCAAGUUUUUCUUUAUUUCGACGAGACAUUGGAGGCUCUAGGAACAAAGAAAUGAAACAAUUGUUUGAUGAUGGUUUCGGGAUCCAUCAUGCAGGCAUGUUGCGAUCCGACAGGAAUAUGAUGGAGAGGAUGUUUGAGGCAAGAUCUAUUAAGGUCCUGUGUUGUACGGCGACUCUUGCUUGGGGUGUCAAUUUGCCUGCCCAUGCUGUUAUCAUCAAGGGGACGCAGGUCUACGAUAGUUCCAAAGGCAAAUUUGUCGACCUAUCGGUGUUAGAUGUCCUUCAAGUAUUCGGGAGGGCUGGCCGACCUGGGCUGGAGACUAGUGGCGAAGGGUAUAUCUGUACGACGGAAGAUAAACUCACUCACUACCUGGAUGCGAUCACGGCACAGGUCCCAAUCGAAUCACAGUUCCUAUCCGGUGUGAUCGAUUCUCUCAACGCAGAGAUUGCUCUUGGAACUGUUGCCAAUGUCGAUGACGCGGUCAAAUGGUUGGGAUAUACCUAUCUCUUUGUUAGGAUGCGCAAGAAUCCGACCUUCUACGGCAUCUCUUACGACGACCUCAAGAAAGACCCUCAUCUGGGCGGUAGAAGAGAAUUUCACGCCGUCACGUCCGCGAAACUACUCUCGGCAGCGAGGAUGGUCACCUAUGACGAGAAUAACGGUGCUUUCUUCAUCACCGAUCUAGGCAGAAUCGCGGCAAAAUAUUACAUUCGGCAUGCAUCGAUCGAGGUUUUCAACAAAGAACUUCGACCAAAGAUGACCGAAGGUGACGUUUUAGCCACACUCAGUAUGAGCACAGAAACACUCUUUACGACACGCACUAACGACAUGAAGUUCAAUCAAAUUCAAGUGAGAGAAUCUGAAGUUCAAGAACUCAAAAAUCUGCUAGAGACCGUGCCUUGUGACGUCAAGGAUAAAACCGACACAAGUCAAGGCAAAGUUAACAUCUUGUUACAAGGUUAUAUCUCCCGCUUCUAUGUGGAAGACUUUGGGUUGGUCUCGGAUACUGGCUACGUCGCUCAAAAUGCUGGUCGCAUUAUCCGAGCCCUACUUGAAAUCGCUAUCAGUCGCAAAUGGGCAAACAUAAGUGCAGUGUUGAUGGGCAUGAGCAAAGCUGUAGAGAAACGGAUGUGGCCGUUUGACCAGCCCUUAAAACAAUUCGAGCUCAAGCAAGAUAUCUUUUAUGGACUAGAGCGCUGGGCAGAUGACUAUUCGGUUGCAGAGCUGGCCUCCAUGACUGCGGCCGAGCUCGGGGAAUUGGUACAUCUGAAUGAUCGACACGGCAAAGCAAUCCUUGAUGCUGCCAAGCAGUUCCCGACACUCGAGGUCACGUACGAUUUGCGACCACUUGGACCCGACGUUCUGAAAAUCGUUGUUCACAUCAUUCGUCAUUUCAACUGGAGUUCCAAGCUCCAUGGUUCUGGCGAGCCCUUUUGGCUAUGGGUUGAAGAUCACGAAGGUACGACGAUCCUGCAACUAUCGCAUCUGCUCCUCCGGCAGUCGACAUCGACCUUGGACGUAUCAUUUGUGAUCGCUGUGCCCAAUGGACAACCACCGCCCUUCGUCACCAUACGUUUCGUUUCCGAUAGAUGGAUGGGAGCCGAAGACGAGAUUUCUGUAUCACUGGAUUCACUUGUGAUGCCACUUCAUUCGAAUAGCCACACACCACGACUGGACCUCCCGUUCCUCAACCUUUCUGUGCUACAGAACGAUACUCUCGAGCAACUGUUGUCUCAACGGCUACAUAGCUUCAAUGCCAUCCAGUCUCAAACGUUCUGGAGUCUAGUCAAUACAAGGACGCAUGCACUAUUAUGCUCGCCUACGGGAUCAGGGAAGUCGACCCUGGGCCAGAUCGUUGUUUGGAAGACCCUUAUCGACUUGCCAAAAAGGUCCCAUGUCCUGGUGAUUGCACCGCGGCGCAGCGUGGCCUUAGAGUGGGUAGUAGAAAUGCAUGCUAUCACGACAGCAAUGGGUUUCUCUAUCGACUUUGAAACUGGUACGAACGUCCUUAAAUUCGACGAAGGCAAGACAAUACGUGUUACGACGCCGUCGCAUCUUAUCGCAGCCCUAUCGCAGCUACCAACCCCACCAUCGCUCCCUGGCCUUCGCCUUGUUAUCUGCGACAGCUUAGAACAACUAGAUCCUUCAUACGAGCUCAGCGUUUCCUUGCUGCGUCAUGCCACACAGACGCAAGCCACGCGCUUCGUUGGUUUCUCGAACUCGCUGAACGACCCAGCCGACCUCGCUGCUUGGCUCAACGUUGACUCGUCGGCGCUCUACAGCUUCCGCCCCGGCGAUCGGGACCAAUCACUGAGCGUCACUGCUCAUACAUUCGCGAUCCCACAGUCUGCCGCCCUCUUCAAAGCGAUGACGAAGCCCGCCCACGCAGCCAUUCGGGCUGUCCCCGACAGUUCUGCCAUCGUCUUCGUCCCUUCUCGAGGUCAAUGCCGCAUGAUUGCCUUGGAUCUUAUCACCCACUGCGCCCUCGAGAUGGAAGCUGCGACCGGCUACCUUCCGCACCACGUCGAUCCUGAAUCGCUCGAACCAUACACCGACAGGCUGCAGGACCGCGGCCUGGUCGACUUCGUCACCAAGGGCGUGGGCUUCUUCCACGAGGGCAUCAACAAGUCCGACCGCCGGGUGAUGCUCGAGCUGUACGCCGAGGGCAUCGUCCGCGUGCUUCUCGUGCCGCACAACUCGUGCUGGACGCUGCCCGUCCGCGCCGCGGCGGUCAUAGUCAUGGGCACGCAGUACGUGCACGUGGAGGGCGAGGGCGCAGAUCUUCGGCGCCAGGUCCGCGAUUACGACCUGGGGGAGCUCGUGCGCAUGCAGGGGCGGGCGGUGCAUCACGGCGAAUUGGGGCGCUUCCAUCUCUUCUGCCAGGCGGAAGAUAAGGACACCUAUAUGCGCUUCCUCGAGGACGGGCUGCCGCUCGAGUCGCAGCUGCUGGACGGAGACGAGCUGCGGAGGUGGUACCACGGCCGGCGCCAGAACGGUUCCAUCAGGGGCAAGAUGGACGGCGUGCAGGCGCUCGCGUUCACAUUUCUCGCGAGGCGGCUGGUGACCAACCCUGCGUACUACGACGCUGACACGAGGGAUCAGACGUUGUCGAGGAUCGUAGACAAGCUCGAAGAAUGA